AUGCUUUCGGGUAUGAGCCAUCUUUUGGCCCAUGGCCGGCAGCAGCCAGGCUCUCAGGGCGCGCUGGCCACCGGAUCCAUUGAGAUGCUCAUCUCAGCGGGGCAAUUUGAAAGGGUUCUCAAGCAUAGCGAUUUUAUUCCCUAUUUGCGUGCAGAUAAUAAGGUUCUUCUGAGCUACCUCUGCAAUCCUCAGACUAUUCUUCGCAUAAUAGAAGUAAUGUGUGUAGACUUAGCCGCACAGCACCAGAUAGAAAGCUAUUACCAAGGACGACCAGGAAUCCAGCCAAGUGUCGUGUACACCACGCCCAUAAUUCAUAGAAUGGAGCUUGCCGACAUAGCUGCAGAGAUCUUCUCCCAGACCAUGCACAGUUCGCCCUUUCUGGACAGGUUUAUUUCUCAUCGCACUGCUUUAGCUCUUCUUUUUCAGUUUUUGGCCCAGAACUACUCAUCUACCCUCACUACUGACAGGGUGCCGCUCCCCCAAGUACGUCCGAACCCCAUUAUUGCUCGCUAUUUCGUCAUUAUUGUAACGGCGUUUAUUUCCACUCCCACACGCAUUUCUGCUUUUACUUCCGCCCUAAGAAGCCCAGAAUGCAGUAGGUGUCUUGGAUACUGGAUCGCAGCGUUAGAGAACUCCGGCGUAGCAGAAGCACUGCGGAAUUUUAUUAUUUGUCAGGACGACUUCCCUCAGACCUGCAAAAACGAAAUAUAUGCUCUUCUGCGUGAAAAUAAAACACUAGAGACACUGAUUGAUCUACUUCUCUGCAAGUACGAGGUGCCGUCAACUGCUAGUGCCAAUAACUGCUCCUUCAUCUUAACUCGCGUGUUCAGCAAGAAUCUUCACGAGCUGAUAAACGUUAUCCUUGUUCACGUACCCACCAUCGCCUCUGUGGUAUUCUCAGGUAUCCCGAUGCUUAGUCUUUCUACGGUACCUAAAGCCCCUGUAUCCCCGUCCACAACGCAAUCCUUUACCAGCAUGCAUAUUAGAAAGGCAGGCAACGUUCUUGUUUAUGCUAUGGCCUGGAUGUGCUAUAAUUCUGCCCUGAGGUGUCAAGAUAUGCUGUCGAAGUUAGUUGGGGUUGUCCGGCAAACGCAGGUCAAGGCCAAGCCAGCGCCGUAUGACGCCGAUCCAAUUUACAUGCACGCUCCCAAUCCAGCAAAACUCACCAGGUUACAUGAUGCUCACCUAAGGUCCAUCAAUGUGGACUAUCAUGAUAUUUUUUUCGACACCGUUUCUGCCAUAGACAGAUUGCAGAAUAAGUUUGUUUCUUUUAACUCUAACGUUUUCAUGAUUCUAGAAGUAUUGGCGCGGCUUUUGGGCAUCUCUGCAGACAUUAAGAUUGCUAUGCAUUACAAGCAGUAUGGGGAACCCCCUGCAAAUGAAUUUUCUGGCCUUGACCUUAAUGCCUUUCUCAUGAACGACCUCAACCCUCUCACCUACGGGUACCUCUCCCCCACUUCCCAGUCCGGUAGCGGAGGGCCCAGCACCACGAAGCUCUCAGCAACGUUUAUCUUUUCUCACAUGGACGGAACAAGGUUCUAUAACCCAAUCUGUCCUCUCGAGAUUGCUAAGCGAAUCUGUGUCAAUGGCUUCUUGAGUAAGAUUUUGCACCUGAUGGAAACCAAUCCAUCCAUGUCUACCCUCCACUACCUGGGCGGAAGGCUAGUCCUGUGCAUGGCAGAGUACGGUGACCUGGCUCCCCCAGUCGUUCACCACAUCCUUCUCAACUCAGGACUCCUGCGCUCAUACUCCGCAAUCCUAUCCAGCGUGGGAUCCUCUGGCUCCUGCUACAAACCUGUUAAGGAUCGUGACUCCUGGACUUCUUUCAUGGUAAUGUUUGCACAGACGCUUCUUCGUAUGGCCGCUGGCGUUGUUGAUGACAGGGAGUUUAAGUCGAAGUACUCGCACAUGACUAUCCGUGGCAAGGAGAAGCCGACGCAGGACUACAUAACCUACCCGCGGACGUUGGAUGAGCUGGAAACAUAUGCUGCGGCGCAUCCAGACUCCUGCAAUCUUGUCUUAAUUAAGAUACUAUUUGGGUCUCCGGAGUUUACAAGGUUCUCUCACGAGUUCCUGGCAAGAGAGCUUCGUCCUCCAAAGAGAUAUAACGACAGUCACAUCGAGUUUAUCGGAAACGCGCUUCAGUCUGAUCAAACCAAUAUUUCAGUUUUUCACCCGACAGAUGUAAGGGAAGCUAUGAGGAAAAUGAAUAUAACAAAAGAAAUGAUACCCCAGUACAAUAGUCUUUCCAAUGGACCAACCACUUCGUCAGCUCCCUCCCAUGAUUCGCAACUCAUGAUAGAGGCUCGGACUCAAAUGCAACGCAAUAGUCGUGAGAUUCUUACAGGUGUUGGCAGUUUUAUUAAGGCCUCGUCCAACGAUGCGCAGACAGCAUCUCUCAGUGACAUAAUCAACGGCUUUUCCGAUGUUUCUUAUAGCAACAAAAAUCCAGUAUCAAAGCAGUCGCUGGUCACAGAGCAGGCUGCUCAGCCUUGCACUACGCCAGUUUCCUAUUAUAACACAGGAAAGCACGACUUCUCGGAGGCUCUUCAGAGCCUUGGACAGAACAAAAGCGCAAAUUUGGUUCUUCAUCAGCAGCAGCAGAACGCUAGUGUUCGUCAGGCGGUAGCAGUGUCUGCCAAUACGCCAGCGUCUCUUCCGUCAAGCGACUCUGCACCGGCAGCUUCUGUGCAGCAACCUUCGGCGGCACGACGCCGCAGUGUAGACCAAAUACUUUCGGACAGACAACGACCCUACACGAACCUAGUAAGCUCCACAGAGAAUGCGGCCAGCCAAGCCCUUGGGACCCUACGGCCGAGCAUUGAGACGGAUAGUGAUAGGUUUGCUACUAAUCAAACCAGUAAGCAACCAACUCCUGCUUCAACUUUAGAGUCUGCACCUGCAUCGUCCUCUGCGGUUUCUUUGACUACUGUGCUAGCAGAUCCUGCCAAUGCGCGAAUAGGGCAAUACAAGGGAAUACCUAAAGAAGCUCCAACCAAGAACAGGGGGCACGCUGAUACUCUUAAGAAUGCGCUUGAGAACGCGAAAAAUACUAUAAUCUCGGAUCAACGCCCAAUCCCAGUCCCAGAAAUAAAUUCACGGAGCCAAAGCGGAUCGCACUUGAGCGAACGAGAACGGAUAAACCGAGAACGAGAGCGCCUGCAGAAGGAGCGAGAAAUGCUAAUGCACGAGGUGGAGCGCCCAACCUCGACGCAUGUACCAAGAAACGAAAGACUCAUUAAAAUCAUGCGAGACAUGGAUGCAGACGCCAGCGAAAGAUCCUCUGUACUCUUGGAUGUGCCUCCUGAGCUGUUCAACGACUCAAAUCCCAGUCUUGCACGCGAUAUCGAUAACAUUUACACCGGUCAGGUCCGUAGGAAAAGCUACGGAGGCUCGCCUUCGCGCGCUCCCAUAUCGACCCAUACUACACAGGUGCCCACGGUCACCGCAUACUCUGCUAAAAUACCUUCUAGUCGCUUCAGCAGGGUGGCCCAAGAGAUGAAGGAGCCUAAAGCUCCCACCAGGGAGCUUCCAACCCCUACCCUGGAUUCCUUGCUCACCAAAGAUCUUGCUACCGAUCCAGAACCGACUGUCCCACUGGAUCCACGCUUCGAUGGACUGAGGCAGCGUCUUGCAGCAAUGGCCGGCCCCAACCGUACGGACGGCACAUCUAAGCCUACUUCAAAGCAACAGACAGCUGCUGCUGCGGUGGCAGCCCCGCCAGCGGUUCAGCGACGGGCCACAGUUUCUGGAAAGGCAAGCAGCAGCACCACAAAGGUGAUGACAUCUCCUCGCACCUUGAGUUUUGAUCGGGAACGAAAGGUGUCACUGGGGUCCAUUCCUCAGCCUACCCGUGCUGCGGCAAGUGAUGACCCUGUGAGCACUCCAACCGUUGAGUCCAUCACGAUUAACAUGCGCAGUGUCAAUAGUAACCAUGCUUACCACGCUACUGGUUAUUCUACUUCUUAUACACCGCCUAUAACAGUGCCAGAGCCGGACGGGUCUGUAGGCCGUACCUCAAGUUCCGUAAGCCGUGGAAGACAAUCAGCUGGCUCGAGACGAUCCAUCGACGCCACAUCAGUGGCAACAACAAUGGCUUCUCGCAGUCGCCGCGGGAGCAUCACCGACCAGAUACCGCGGAGAAACAUGCAGGGAGAGGAUGCUGCCAAGGCGUCGGAUAUUGAUUCUAACAACAUUAAUUUUCAAGUAUACUCCUCAGGGAUUAACUCGCCACACCCAAUGUCGAUGUCUGUCGAGCUUCGGGACGUUAUAUCGGGGCACGGGCCUGCUGACCACUCUCCGAUUAAGCCAACCAGCACCACAUCGUCGAACACAAGUCUUAGGCAGAUGAUUAGACAAAAGAAUAAGACAGACUAUUUCAACUAA
This is a messenger RNA of Giardia duodenalis, 4386 nucleotides long. RefSeq names its product Phosphorylase B kinase gamma catalytic chain. Bases 1 to 4386 code for a protein of 1461 amino acids. Lineage: Eukaryota; Fornicata; Diplomonadida; Hexamitidae. The record is from RefSeq and is a predicted model, not a curated record. The transcript has a single exon.